This is a messenger RNA of Peniophora sp. CBMAI 1063, 1839 nucleotides long. The record is from the annotation of a GenBank genome assembly. NCBI's taxonomy places the organism in Eukaryota, Fungi, Basidiomycota, Agaricomycetes, Russulales, Peniophoraceae.
AUGGCCUUCGACUCUGAACUAGACGCGCUCUUCCGCACAUCGGCGAAAACCGCGCCGCCUGCAUCCCCCAUCGCCGGUCCUUCCACUUCCGCGUCCAACCCAUCCGGCACUCAAAAGAAGCGGAAAAAUGACACAGAUGAUUCUCGAAAGGCCAAAAAGACUAAAUCAACGACUCUGCCUGCUGCCGAAGUCGACGCACCGCGCGCCGGAGUGAAGAAGACCUCGAAAAAACGCGCGACGGCGUCCAUCGACUCUGAUUCAGACUCGGACGACAACGCGGACGUCGAGGAGGCCUACGCAGCACGCACAAUCACAAAGCUCACUGCGCCGUCCACAUCUGCCGACAAAUCCGACUCUGACUCUGACCGCUCUGAUUCGGACGACGCCGACGCGCCUCCUCCCGUACACGAAUCCCUCCUCCCGAAAAUAGAACGGCGCGAUCGCGGGAAGAAGAAGGAUAAGACUCGGUAUGUGCCGCCUGGAGAGACGAAGGAGCAGAGAGACGCGAGGACGGUGUUUGUUGGGAAUGUCCCUGUCGAAGUGGUGAAGUCGAAGAGCGGGAAAAAGCAGUUGGAGAGACAUAUCAUCUCCCUCGUACCCUCAUCCAAAAUCGAAUCUACGCGCUUCCGCUCCGUAGCGUUCGCCACGCCCACCGGUCUCACCACCUCUGACCCUUCCUCCACUGCCCCAUCUACUUCAGCCGAGAAAGAGAAGGACACGCGCGCGCAUGGUAGCGCACGUGCGGCGCACUGGCGCGACGAGCAGGACAAAGAGGGCACCGGACCGGAGAGGAAGAAGCUCACGCCAGCGGAGAAGAAACGUAUCGCGUUCAUCAAGCAAGAAGUGCACGACCAAGCUUCAGCCGUCCACGCCUACAUCGUCUUCGCACAUACCGACCCCUCACAUCCCUCGCACGCCACCGCACUUGACCCAUACGAAGCGGCACAACAGGCCAUCGCCAAUGUAGACGGCACAUCGUUCUUGGGACGAACAUUACGGGUGGACGCGGUGGCGAAGGAGGCGAAGGAGAAGAGGAGCGAUCCGCGACGGACGGUGUUUGUGGGCAAUCUGGAUUUUGCGACGAAGGAUGAAGAUUUGAGGGUGUACUUUGAAGGGGUUGUCAGUGCGGAGCGUGGACCGCCUGGGGUUGAAGGGAGUGGUUCAGAUGACGAGGAUAGCGAUGAGGACGAGGAUGAAGGAGAGAAGGGUGGGGAAAAGGCCGUCAAGCCGAAGACAUGGGUCCGCCAUGUCCGUGUCGUACGCGAUAAAGACACCCAACUCGGCAAAGGCUUCGCGUACAUUGAAUUCGCCGACCGCGAAUGCGUCGACGAGCUUCUAGCGCUCGAAGAAGGCAAGCUCAAGUUCGCCAAACGCAAGCUUCGUCUCCAGCGCUGCAAGACCCUGCCCGGCUCCGCACCACUCAAGAAACCCGACCCGAAGAACAAGCCCGCGCCGCCCGUUCGAGUCGGCAAGCCCACAGACUCAGGCUACCAACCCCGUCUCUCCACCUCAAACACCAAGAGACCCAUCUCCCUAGCCGACCUCCCCAAGGGCGACCCCCGCCUCGGCGAGCGCCUCAAAGACCUAGACAAAUCUGCGCGCAAAGCAGUCAAAGCGGCCGACGCUGAGCGCGUCGCGCGGCGGAUGGCGAAGAAGAAGGCGAGGGCGGCGUUGGGGCUGAAGGUGAAAGAGGGGGAUAAGGAGGGGAAGAAGAGGGUCAGGGAAAGGAAGAAUCCGAUUGAGAGGAAGGCGGAGGGGAAGAAGAAUGCGGGGGUUAAGAAGGGAAGGGUUAGGAGUGAGAAGAGCUCGAGUGUUGCGAGGAGGAAUGCGAAGAAGUGA